Triticum dicoccoides is the source of this 2231-nucleotide messenger RNA. RefSeq lists its product as uncharacterized. Bases 288 to 2036 code for a protein of 582 amino acids. The transcript is spliced from 9 exons. Lineage: Eukaryota; Viridiplantae; Streptophyta; Magnoliopsida; Poales; Poaceae. The record is from RefSeq and is a predicted model, not a curated record. Gene Ontology annotation, molecular function: RNA binding; zinc ion binding. Gene Ontology annotation, biological process: RNA processing. Gene Ontology annotation, cellular component: catalytic step 2 spliceosome.
GCAGAAUACCAACCGGACGGACGGACGGACGGUUGCCCUGCCCUAGACACUCUCGGAUACUGUGGAUAUACUAGAAGAAGAGCUGGGGACGGACAGCUCCCCGCCGCCGCCGCCGCCUAUCCUCUCCUGUCCUUAUAGAGGAGGAGGAGGAGGAGGAACAAGGAAGGGGCCUCACCGCCGUCCGUCCGCCCGCCCGCAGCCCAUGAUUCAAGGCACCAGGCUUGAUUCAUUCUGAAUCUGAAUCUGCAGCCCUCCCCUCCCCCAAGAGACAGAGGAGAUUGAGAUUGAUGGACGAGUUCAUCAGUCUCGGCGACGAACCUCAGCCUCGCGCCUCGGAAGAUCUCCACCAGCCCCUCCAAGUCGAUGCCGUCGAUCUGAAUCUGAAUCUCAAUCACGCACCACCACAGCCGGAGCCGGAGCCGGAGCCUCUGCCAUCCCAGCACCACCCACAAGGCACCAAGGCCAGUACUAGUUCCGUCGUCGUCGAGGUCAUCGACCUCGAGGAAGGCCAGAUCGCCUGCCAACAAUCUUCUUCUUCUGCUGCUGCUGCCCAAGAUGCAGCAGCAGAUAACCCCCAGGCCAAGGCCAAAGAAGAAGCCUUGGGUGCCAAUGGAGUGGGGCCUCCUCCUCCCCCAUCCCACCAACAACCGCAAGAUGAUGACAUCAUCGACCUCGAAGAAGGCCAGGUUGAGGACAUGGACCUCUCCGACGACAAUGCCCUAGUCAUUGUUACAAAGCAGCAUGCUUGUGUUUCAGCAGCUGAAACACCCAUGGGCAACAAUGACGGGCCUCCCCUUUCUUCAAGACCGAGCAGCGGCGCCUUUAUCGACCAAAGCCCCACAAGAGGAGUUAAAAGACCCCGCACGGAAUCAGCCGAACCUUCUGUUCGUGUAGUCUACAACAACUUGACAAGGGAAAGCAAAAGGAAACUCGUGGAACUGAUGCAGCAAUGGUCCGAGUGGCAAGCUAGAAAGCAACACGCCUUGACGGAAACUGUGGAAGAAGUCUUGGACUGUGGUGAAGAGACUUAUUAUCCAGCAUUACAUGUUGGUUCAGAGAGAUCCUGUGCUGUGUCAUUCUGGGUGGAUAGCCAAGCACGAGGAAAUGCUGCUGUGGAUGAUGGUGCGGUGCCGCUGUAUGAUCGAGAAUUUACAUUGGGUUCAACUCCUAUGGGUGAUUCAUCAAAUGCUGAAGGCAAGAAAGAUAAGGAUGAUUCUCGCUGUUUCAACUGUGGUUCGUAUAGCCAUGCUCUUAAGGAUUGCCCAAAGCCUCGUGACCAUGUUGCAAUUAGCAAUGCCCGCAAGCAGCACAACUUGAAAAGGAACCUAUCUAAUGUUGGUAAUCGUGGACAAAAUCGCUACUACCAGAAGACGCCAGGCAAAUUUGAUGAUCUGAAGGCAGGAGUCCUGGGAUCUGAGACUAGAGAAUGCUUGGGGCUCAGGGAAAAUGACCCGCCGCCGUGGCUGCACAGGAUGCGCGAAUUGGGUUAUCCUCCAGGUUACCUAGAUGAGGUGGAAGAUGAAGACAAACCAUCUGGCAUCACCAUAUUUGGGGACGGGGAGGUGAAGGAAGAGCAGCAGCAUGAGGAGGGAGAGCUUCCGGAGAAGGGUGAACCAUCCCCGCCUCGCAAGAGGAUGACGGUGGAGUUCCCUGGAAUAAACGCGCCCGUCCCAGAGAACGGCGACCCUUGGCUGUGGGGCAGCGCUCCGCCGCCCCCUCUUCAGUCCUCCUCUGGCCGUCACCAGCACUCAUCAUCAGAUUCGAGGGAUAGAGCUCCUCCUGCCCCUCCAGGCGUCGAGCAUUACUCGUCAUCGAGGUAUCACUCGUAUGACUACGGACCGGCGAUCCCUGGUGCCGGAAGAAGAAGCUCAUCUGGUUAUGACGAUGGUGCCUGGACCCCGAGCCCCGUGUUUUCGAGCAGGCAGCACUCGGGCUCGGGCUCGGGCUCGAGGGAAAGGGAAAGGGAAAGGGAGAGGGAGAGGGAGAGGGAAAGGGAGAGAGAGAGGGACAGGCACUACUACAGCAACAGGAGGUGAAUGGAAUGGAACAUGUUUGUGUAGCUGAGAGACCCCAAUUUUGUUUAGUACGUACCAAAUUUACCAGCAGUUGAAGAAGCCUUUACUUAUCAUGUCAUUGUUGGUAUACUAGACAUGGCUGUGGUUUAUAACAAACAAACAAACAAAAAAAAAACAGCCUCUCAGAAUGAAUAUUCGUUGGCACUUGCAGUAUCA